This is a messenger RNA of Magnolia sinica, 987 nucleotides long. Its product is annotated as probable LRR receptor-like serine/threonine-protein kinase At3g47570. The coding region runs from base 1 to 987 and encodes 328 amino acids. The transcript is spliced from 4 exons. Gene Ontology annotation, molecular function: ATP binding; protein binding; protein kinase activity. Gene Ontology annotation, biological process: protein phosphorylation. The record is from RefSeq and is a predicted model, not a curated record. Lineage: Eukaryota; Viridiplantae; Streptophyta; Magnoliopsida; Magnoliales; Magnoliaceae.
AUGAAUGGAAACUUGUUUCAAGGAACCAUUCCAGAGUCUCUAAGGAAUUUAAAAGGUAUCCAAAGGCUAGAUCUUUCACGCGAUAACUUGUCUGGGCAGAUUCCAAAGUUUUUUGAACAAUUUCUUUUCUUACAGUAUUUGAAUUUAUCAUUCAAUAAUUUCGACGGUGAAGUGCCCAAAGGAGGAAUCUUUAGAAACGCCAGCGCUAUUUCAGUCGUUGGAAACAACAAACUUUUUGGAGCACUUUAUUGGAAAAGAAAUUCUCCGAAGAAAGCUUCUUCUCCAUCUUCCACAGAGAAUCAGUGGUUACAAGUUUCUUUUUCUGAUCUCCUUCGAGGGACAGAUGGGUUUUCUUCAGCUAAUUUAAUUGGUGUGGGAAGUUUUGGUUCUGUAUAUAAAGGAAUUCUAGAAUGCUUUGAAACACUUGUUGCAGUGAAGGUACUCAACCUCCUGCAACAAGGAGCUUUGAAGAGUUUUGUAACCGAAUGCGAAGCAUUAAGAAACAUCCGACAUCGAAAUCUUGUCAAGAUUUUAACAGUUUGCUCGAGCAUUGAUUUUAAUGGAAAUGAUUUCAAAGCUCUGGUGUUUGAGUACAUGCCUAAUGGUAGUCUGGAGAAGUGGUUGCAUCAAAUGUUGCAUCUUCAUCAUCAUUUGAAAACACCAAUCGUUCAUCGCGACCUAAAACCAGGCAAUGUUCUUCUUGAUGAUGAUAUGGUUGCCCAUGUGGGUGACUUUGGUUUAGCAAGGUUCCUCUCCGAAGCUGCAGAAAGUUUCUCUCAAAAUCAAGCUAGUACAUUUGGGAUUAAGGUAUCGAUUGGGUAUAUUCCUCGAGAGUAUGGGAUGGGUGGUAAGGCGUCCAAAUUGUUGGAACGUCUAAACCAAAUGGAUGGUUCAGAUGCUGAUCUUUUCAUGGCAUUUGAAAAACCACACGUUAUGGAAUUUUCACAUUUUGCACGUGCUGUGGCUGGUGGAUUUCCAAACGUUUGA